Menidia menidia (Atlantic silverside) is the source of this 1456-nucleotide messenger RNA. Lineage: Eukaryota; Metazoa; Chordata; Actinopteri; Atheriniformes; Atherinopsidae. The record is from the annotation of a GenBank genome assembly.
CUCCCGUCGGAGAUUCUGAUCAAGAUUCUGUCAUACCUGGACGCCUCCUCCUUGCUCUGUGUCAGCCAUGUCAGCAAGCUGCUCCACCGGCUGGCCAACGACGACAUCGUGUGGCAGAGGAUCUACACGUCAGACUUUGGGAGCUGGAAAUGGAAGCCAACGUCGCAGGAUGGUGGGGGGGCAGAGGAGGAGGAGGUGGAGGAGGUGGAGGAGGAGGUGGAGGAGCAGUCAGCGGGCCACUGGAGGAAGACCUACCUCAGAACCAUGGCGGGACAGGAGAUGAACAAGAAGCUGAACGUGAGCUGGGAGCUGACGCUGAGCGACCACACGGGCCGGGAGAGCGCGCUGGAGCAGAGCCGGACCUAUUUCUUCGAGUCGUCUGUGGUGGUCCGCUGGAGUGGAGGCGGCUUCCAGGGAUACCAUCACGUCAGCAGCAUCCAGCUGUACGGGGUCAGGAGGGAGCCGCCCAACAGCCCCACGUCCAGGAAGCCCGCCUGGCGCUCUCUCAUCCUCACGCUGGACACCAGGGCCCCCGGGCGCCGCGUCCUGGGCAGGGACGGCCUGAUCAAAGUGCUGGUGCUGCAGCCCGGCGUGGUCGUUGGCCUCUGGAGGGGUCAGGACAGAGUGGCCUUCGUCAUGGUCAGCCUGCACUUUCACAAGCUGGUGGAGAAGAGUCUGCUGGGAUCUCCAGUCUGCCCUUACCUGGAGCCCGUGGAGCCUCCACCUGUGGGCGACCCGGACCCGGAGCUGGGCCUCCACGGGUACACUCUGCACUUCGUCCUGCACAACACCGGCACCGAGAUCAUGUCCGGAAGGUUCCGCCAGCUCUCCUGUCGCACAUUAACUCGGCCCCCCCGCGGCCUGGUGGAGCUGAGGGUCAUCAGCAGGACCGACCUGUCCCAGCACAGAUCGCUGUCGGGAAGCAUCAAGCUGCCCUGGAAGAGCGGGGAGCUGGAGGGCGCCGUGGAGAACUGCUGCAUCAUGACUAUGACUCUGCUGGACGAGUUCCAGAAGCCCUUCUGGUGCCUCAGCUCGCCCAUAAACAUCAAAAUGACCAAGAGCUCGCUGUCCUACGACUACAAGGGCGACCACUUCCUGAUGGAGCACCGCAGCCCGGACGGGGGGGUGAAGAUGAAGCUGGUGUGGCUGAAGGAGCAGAAGCAGUUUUUCAUCAUCAGCCUCACUGUUUAUGUUGCCGUAUUCAAAGUCAACAAGCGUUUUGGGACCGAGUACUGAGGCAGGAGCCAGGCAGGGAGAAAAGCUCUUAUUUUUUGUUCACAAAGCCGAAUGUUUAGUUAAAAUGCAGAUUCACAGUAAAAAAUAGUUAAAUUACGACAAGAUAAAAGGACUAAGAUGGAUGCUGGGUUCAGUCACAGAUGAAUAACUGAUGUUUGGUUCAUGUACAGCAGCUAAAGAAAUACGUUUGGUUGAUUUUACUUUUCCACAAUAAAAACAG